Molecule: messenger RNA, 907 nt
Organism: Phalacrocorax carbo (great cormorant)
Lineage: Eukaryota; Metazoa; Chordata; Aves; Suliformes; Phalacrocoracidae
Source: RefSeq, a predicted model, not a curated record
AGCUGAGCUCUUCUCCCGAGGAUGACGUGAUGUGCAGGAUGAGGCCACACCUCCUGCGAAGGGGAAUAAAAGCCGCGGGCGGCAGCACUGGGGCAGAGCAUUCCCAACUCACUGGAGAAGGGACAGCGACAGCAGCAGAACCAGCACCAGCACCAGAACCAGCACCAGCAGCGAUGUUUUGCCGAAUGCACCUCGCACCGUUCGCCUCCAGCUCCCUGGCCACCCGGCUGGGCACAGUGAGGACCCUCUGGCCCCACGCAGAGACCAUCUUCACGGAGCUGCAGCAGGAGAUGGAGAAAGCUCGGGAGUUCAUGAGCAGCUUCGAGCAGCUCCUGAACAGCCAAGGAGCCGCUGCCAUAGAGCGAGCCCCGAGCACCAGCACAGCCCUGACCCAGGGCUCCGGGGAGGGCUUCUCCAUCUGCCAGGACGUCAAGAACUUCACUCCCGAGCAGCUGUCGGUGAAGGUGGUGGGCAGGAAGGUGGUGCUGGUGGGGCAGAAGGAGACGCAGAACACGGAUGAGAAGGGCUCCUUCUCCUACAAGUACGAGGUGCUGAAGCGGGAGUGGGACGUGCCCGAGGAGGUGGACGCCGAGGCGCUGACGUGCUCCCUGUCCAAGGAGGGGCAGCUCCGCAUCGAGGCCCCCAGGCUGGCCCUGCCGGCUGCUCAGGAGAGGAACGUGCCCAUCCAGGUCAGCGCUGCAGCACCACAGCCCGGACCAGCCUCCGAGGACGGAGCCGCCAACAAAGCCCAGGCGUAACGGGAGAGGAACCGAUAGCCCGCGGCAGGACCGGAGGAGAUAGCAGCAAGUCUUGGGCUUUAGCCCAGACAAGCUCCAUCAGCAACAAUGUCAUUUUUUUCACUAUACUGGAAUGUUUUUGUAUCCAAUAAAAAUAAUUUUGCAUAGAA